Aethina tumida (small hive beetle) is the source of this 1626-nucleotide messenger RNA. RefSeq names its product protein pelota. Gene Ontology annotation, biological process: nuclear-transcribed mRNA catabolic process, no-go decay; nonfunctional rRNA decay; ribosome disassembly. Gene Ontology annotation, cellular component: cytoplasm. The coding region runs from base 120 to 1268 and encodes 382 amino acids. The record is from RefSeq and is a predicted model, not a curated record. The transcript has 7 exons. Lineage: Eukaryota; Metazoa; Arthropoda; Insecta; Coleoptera; Nitidulidae.
AGGCCUUGUGAAGCGCAAAGUGUCAUGUACGUUCGUGAUAAGCCCUGUCAUCAAUUAAAAAUGCCAAACACAUUGAGAGUCCGUUGUAUUUUUAUUGGCAUGAAUAAAACUCAGUCAAAAUGAAACUGGUUGAUAAAAAUAUCGACAAGGAUGGUGAGGGUUCGAUAACCCUCAUCCCUGAGGAGCCUGAGGAUAUGUGGCACGCCUACAACCUCAUAUCAGAGGGUGAUUCUGUCCGUAGCUCCACCAUACGUAAAGUACAGUCAGAAUCAUCAACAGGCUCCUCCACUUCUAACCGAGUGAGAACAAUGUUGACCAUCAGUGUGGAAAACAUUGACUUUGACACACAAGCAUGUAUGCUUAGACUUAAAGGCAGGAAUAUUGAGGAGAAUCAAUAUGUUAAGAUGGGUGCCUAUCACACUCUAGAUCUCGAAAUGAACAGAAAAUUCACCUUAAGAAAACCAUUAUGGGACUCAGUUUGUUUAGAAAGAGUGGAAUUGGCUGUUGAUCCCACAAAAAGUGCUGAUGUUGCUGCAGUCAUUAUGCAAGAAGGUUUGGCACAUGUGUGUCUCAUCACAUCCAGCAUGACUCUUGUGAGGGCCAAAAUAGAUUGUAACAUUCCUAGAAAGAGGAAGGGAUUUGUGCAACAACAUGAAAAGGGUUUGGCAAAAUUCUAUGAUAAUGUUAUGCAAGCCAUUGUAAGGCAUGUUGACUUCAACAUUGUAAAAUGUGUUUUAAUUGGAUCUCCAGGAUUUGUAAGGGAUCAGUUUUAUGAGUAUAUGUUCAGGACUGCUGUAAAAACUGACAAUAAGAUACUGCUGGAAAACAAAUCAAAAUUCAUGCUGGUUCAUGCUUCAUCAGGUUUCAAGCACUCCCUGAAAGAGGUGUUACAAGAUCCAUCAGUUAUAAGCAAAAUUUCUGACACUAAAGCUGCUGGAGAAGUGAAAGCUUUAGAAACAUUUUAUACAACCCUACAAUGUGAGCCUGCCAAAGCAUUUUAUGGUAAAAAGCAUGUGGAGGCAGCUAGUGAAGCUCAAGCCAUAGAGACUCUAUUAAUUUCUGAUAAUUUAUUUAGAUGCCAGGACGUCAAUCUUCGUAAAGAAUAUGUUAAUUUAGUGGAUUCUGUUAGAGAAUCAGGGGGCGAGGUAAAAAUUUUCUCCAGUCUUCACAUAUCAGGCGAGCAACUAGAACAAUUAACCGGGAUCGCAGCAAUUCUUCGAUUUCCCAUGCCCGAAUUGGAAGAUGACGAUAGUGAAGCUGAAGACUAAACUAAAUAACUAAAUUUAUUUGCUAGCAAUUUUGUUAAUUAAUUGAGGUCCUUUAUAAAGAAUAUUUAUUUAUUCCAAGACACUUUAUUUGUUGAAUGUGUUUUAUUUUUUAAAUGGUUAUUUAAAACGGUGAUUGUUCCGCUAAAUAUUCGCAAAUGGACCAUAUUUUAAUUACUAAUUGUUGUUUUAAGAUAUAAUGUAACUAUGUCAGUUUUAGCAAAUUGUUGUUAUUGAUUUUAUUUUCUCGCUCUGUAUUAUAUUAAAGGUGUACAUUGUCUCAUUUAGAAAAUGUACUUUCUAAUUUAUUUAUGUAAAAACCAGAUUAUUUUAAGUAAGUACUUUAUAUAAUAAAAGUGGC